Molecule: messenger RNA, 4739 nt
Organism: Harpia harpyja (harpy eagle)
Lineage: Eukaryota; Metazoa; Chordata; Aves; Accipitriformes; Accipitridae
Gene: ADSS1
Product: adenylosuccinate synthase 1
Exons: 13
Coding region: 97-1461 (454 amino acids)
Biological process (GO): 'de novo' AMP biosynthetic process; IMP metabolic process
Cellular component (GO): cytoplasm
Molecular function (GO): adenylosuccinate synthase activity; GTP binding
Source: RefSeq, a predicted model, not a curated record
GGCGGCGGCGCAGCGCGGGCAGCGCGCAGGGGCUGGGCUCGUCGCCGGCGGGGGAGCGAGGCAGAGCGAGGCGGCGGCUCCAGCCACCCUCCCACCAUGUCGGGCACCCGGGCGUCCAACGACCGCAGCAGCCACCCCGGCGGCGGGCUCAAGCGGGCGCGCAGCGAGCCGGGCGGUAACAAAGUGACGGUGGUGCUGGGGGCGCAGUGGGGGGACGAAGGCAAGGGCAAGGUGGUCGACCUGCUGGCCACCGAGUCGGACAUUGUGUGCCGGUGCCAGGGUGGGAAUAACGCAGGCCAUACUGUGGUUGUUGAUGGGAAAGAAUAUGAUUUUCACCUAUUUCCUAGUGGCAUCAUUAAUCCAAAGGCAAUUUCUUUUAUUGGUAAUGGAGUGGUUAUACAUUUACCAGGCCUGUUUGAAGAAGCUGAAAAGAAUGAAAAGAAAGGUUUAAAAGACUGGGAGAAAAGACUGAUUAUAUCAGAUAGAGCACAUAUAGUGUUUGACUUUCACCAGGCAGUAGAUGGGCUCCAGGAAGUGCAACGUCAAGCACAAGAAGGAAAAAAUAUUGGCACAACAAAGAAGGGGAUUGGACCAACAUAUUCUUCCAAAGCUGCACGAACAGGCCUUCGAAUUUGUGACCUCCUUUCUGACUUUGAUGAAUUUUCUUCCAGAUUUAAAAAUCUGGCACAACAAUACAAGUCAAUGUUUCCCACAUUGGAAAUAGAUGUAGAAGGACAAUUGAAAAAGCUAAAGGGAUAUGCUGAAAAAAUAAGGCCCAUGGUUCGAGAUGGUGUGUAUUUUAUGUAUGAAGCUCUUCAUGGCUCCCCAAAGAAGAUCCUUGUUGAAGGAGCCAAUGCAGCAUUACUUGAUAUUGACUUUGGCACCUAUCCUUUUGUGACUUCAUCGAACUGCACCGUAGGUGGUGUAUGCACUGGACUUGGUGUUCCUCCCCAGCAUGUCGGUGAUGUGUACGGUGUGGUGAAGGCGUAUACUACUCGGGUGGGAAUUGGAGCCUUCCCCACUGAGCAGAUUAAUGAAAUUGGAGAUCUUUUACAGUCCCGUGGCCAUGAAUGGGGAGUAACUACAGGCAGAAAGAGACGUUGUGGCUGGUUAGAUCUUGUCAUUUUGAAAUAUGCUCAUAUGAUCAACGGAUUCACUGCUUUGGCAUUAACAAAACUGGAUAUUCUUGAUGUCCUUGAUGAGAUUAAAAUUGGUGUUGCUUACAAAUUGGGUGGAAAAAGAAUUCCAUAUUUUCCAGCUAAUCAGGAGAUACUACAGAAGGUGGAAGUAGAGUAUGAAACAAUGCCUGGGUGGAAGACUGACACAACUGGUGCACGAAAAUGGGAGGACCUCCCACCCAAGGCCCAGAAUUACAUUCGCUGUGUGGAGAACCAUGUUGGAGUGCCAGUUAAAUGGGUCGGAGUUGGAAAAUCAAGAGAGUCGAUGAUCCAGCUAUUCUAAACGAAUGAAGAACUUCAGUGAUGAGAAGCACAAUUUAGCAUUCAUCUGUUCCUUACUGCUUCCUCUUUAAAUGGAGAUGCUAUUUAAAACCAACAUGUUCUUCUAGGAAUUGAAUAGAAAGAAAACAUAUAUUCUGUAUUGUAACAUUUUAUUUAAGUUCUCAGUAAAUUCAGUGUAAAAUCUCCUUGGUGGCCACUAUCAAAGAAAAAUCAAAAACGUAUUCUUAACAAAAUAAGGAAAAAUAUUUUUUUAAAUUUGAGCCAUGUUAACUAUUUAAAAGUAUUUUACACCCAUACAGAGUUAUUUCUUCUUGCUGAAACCAGUAUUAAACCUUUUCCGGUAGUUACUGGGUAACUUUAGAAUUGUGAAGCUUGGAUUUGCUCUUCAACUUCAAAUGCUACAAUGUUUAUGUAUUUGGGUUGGCAGUAAUAAGACAGAUACCAUGUACUUAAAUUGGUUGGAUUAUAUAGAUUUUCAGUUUCUGAAAUAUGGUGAAGUUAGGUAGGUAUUUUUGACUGCACAAAGCAAAGCAAACACAAUUAUCUAUAAUUUUUAUAUAAUGAUUUUUUAAUAGCCCACUAAAAUGAAUGGGGAGCAUCUAAAAUAUUUUUGUCACAGAGCCUGUUCUAGUAACUAACAUCUGUAGAGGGGCCAAACUGGAGAAAGUUCAAAUAUCCUGUGUACUAGCAGACAAUCCCUGUGGAGACUGUCAGAUGUGCAGUCUUUAUUUUAUGCAGUAGGGAAGGAGUGAGCAAAGGUGGAAGGAAGAGAGUCCUCAGGGUACAAAACACACGGGGAGAGCGGAGCCGAGGCAGCACGCUGUGUUUUCUCAGUGAACCUGAAACAUUUCUUCCUGCUCAUGCAGUGAUUGUAAUUUCCAAAGUUUUACUGUAGAUAUCUGUUGAGGAACUUGGGACUUGCAGCUCUGUAAGGCACACUUGCUUCCACAGCUCUAGGUUUCCAAGAAUAAAUCAAUGCAUGACUUAACGAUGACUGCUGCAGUAUUUACACCCCUCACACAUUUUGACCUUCCUCAGCAAAAUGUAAUGCCUAUUUAUAGAAGGGGAUGACAUGUGGCAGCCAGGGUUGGGACAUGUAGAAGCCGUGGAGAGGUCCCAGAAUCUUUAAGAAUACACUUGGAUUUCUUUGUGGAUCUUCUAAUUUAUAAUGGCUAUACUUCAAGAGCUCUCAAAAAAAGGCCUACCUCUUGUAGAGGAGAAAGAAUACAGUAGAAACGGAGUUAUUCCGUAACUGCGGAAUUUUCCGAGUAAAUGUUCCUUUUCUAUUGAUGUCUCAGAAAGCUAUAACAGUAUUUUUGUAUCAUUCCCAGGGGCUGUGGAAAUGGCAUCAAAACCCCAGUAAUGCCAUUAUCUAGUGUGUGAAAAUAUCCCUUUUCUGAGAUGAUAACUCCAAGGAUAUGAACCCAUGAGAAUCUUUGCAUCAGAGAUGGGGAAAAAGAAAAACCUGUCUGGAGUAUUCUGUGUCAUACUCAUCCCCUUUGUCAUUUCUCACUCAAUAUUAAAUAACAGUUCAAACCCAUUUGUGUCAAGAAGCAAUUACAAAAGUACCGAUACAAGCACAAAGCAAGCACUAAAUUUAACUGUUUACGGAUGUAUUGCUGCUUGUAAGGCAGAAUUCUUACACCCUCCAGCUGCAGUGCAGUCUCUUCAUACCCCAGUUCAUAACAGACUGUGGCUUUAUGCCACAAGCAAAUACCCUUUAUCUCUUGGAAAAAAAAAAAAGAGCCCAAAGCCGUGAAUCCUUAAUUCAGCUACAAUUGCUUUGUUGAUCUUUGACAAGUUGUUUAAUCUUCCUGCUACUGUUUUUUCAAUCUGUAAAAUGGCAAUUAGGCAUACAUCCUCACCUCUUUUACACUGUUUUGGAGGUCCAUGGGUCCUGCAGCCUUGCUCUGACAUUGAUGAGGAAGCUCUCCCUGUAGUAUUUAUGGGUAUUCUAAUGAAAGAGCAAUGAGAUUUCUGACCUUAUUUAAUGUUUGCAAGCCAUUUCUGAAAGGUGCUUGGUAAGUGCUAAUUAUUACAAGCACCGUGAAAUGUGCCUCAUUUAUAUGACGUAAUUUAAGCAUAAAGAUGCUUGUAGGUACAGUAAUUAAGUUUUGUUUUCCCAUGGCUUAACCUUGUGACAUUUGCCUACUGGAUGAUCUAGACCUGUUCCUUUUCUUGGCCCCAUAUUCAUCAGUGCAUUUGUGCUAGGAGGUUGCCGCUAUAUUUAAGCUUUGGUUGAUUUAUAGGUAAAGUCCACAAUGACUAACAAGCCACUCCAUGUACUGAAUAACUGGAUUUAAUGAUCAGCUCUAAAUGAAGUAUUUGGCAUAUUGAAAAAAUUAGGUUUUAUAGCUUAAUUUUCACAGGAUUACUUUCUCUUGUUCACCUAAUCUUUUUAUUUUCCGUUAAGUAAUUUUUCCAUUAAGUGUCCGUUAAAUCCACAUUGCCUGUCUUUGCAUUCAAGGAUUCAUCAAAAACCCAGUGAUGUUGUCAAUGGGCAUGAUGUAAUAGGCAAUUAUCCCCUGACUUACACUGGUACCGUAAAAAUAAUAUCAUGCAUUUGAUUUCAUUUCAUAGCGUGGAUUUUUUAAAUUAAAGUUCUACUCCUAUUGAAUUUCAUAUGUGUUGUCACUGAGUUAAAUGUGAAUAAGUUCAGGCUUUUAUCAAAAAGCUCUUUAAACUACUGAGUGACACAAUACUUAAUAAGAACAUUUUUAUGUAAAUUUUCUUUCAUUUUGGCUGUUUCCCUUGUGUAUUAUUUUGUAUUGUUUGGAAUUUCAUUUUAAUAACAAUCACUGUGAUGAAUUUAAUUUCUUUUUUCUCCCCAGCCAAAUGCAAUAAUAAUGACUAAAACUGGUUGAUGCAUCAUCCUGUUAGAUAUCUGGAUGGAAGAAUAAGGGUGAACGUCUACCAAAAUGGCAUAAUUUGUGGUAAAGAUUAUAGUUUUCUAAAAGUAGCAAUUACUGAUUCACUCAUGCACAUUAAUGUAUUUGAUGUAUUUUCUCACAUUUACCCUUACAAUAUGGCCUUCAUAGUCAGGUGUAUGCUUCCUAACACAUGCAGUAUAGAAUUUUCAAGCUUUUUUAAUUUUUAAUUUGGCUGUAUAUGGUCUUACAGUUCUGGCAUAAUGCACUUUAUAAAAGGAAAGAAAAUUAAGCAUUUCCAUAGUAAUGUGCAAACUAUACUUAACACCUUAUGCAGAUUUUUUCAGAUGAAUUUUGGAUCCACACCUGUUUAUUUUGUCCUGAAAGACAUAUUAAAACCAAUUUAAAGUAA